Molecule: messenger RNA, 519 nt
Organism: Lathyrus oleraceus (garden pea)
Lineage: Eukaryota; Viridiplantae; Streptophyta; Magnoliopsida; Fabales; Fabaceae
Exons: 1
Coding region: 1-519 (172 amino acids)
Source: RefSeq, a predicted model, not a curated record
AUGAAAGCUUUGCAAAGUCGUCAAAAGAGCUAUCAUGACAAGAGGAAGAAAAAACUUGAGUUACAAGAGGGAGAUCACGUGUUCUUAAGGGUUACUCCGGUAACUGGCGUUGGUCGCGCGUUGAAGUCUAAGAAACUUACGCCAUGUUUAAUUGGUUCAUUUCAGAUUCUUCAGAGAGUAGGAGAGGUGGCCUACCGAGUGGCGUUGCCGCCAUAUCUUUUGACUCUUCAUGAUGUGUUUCAUUUGUAUCAGCUGAGGAAGUACAUUCCUGAUCCGUCUCAUUUGAUCCAGUUGGAUUAUGUUCAAGUUAGAGAGAACUUGAUAGUGGAGACUUUGGUGUUGAGAAUUAAGGAUCAUGAGGUAAAGAGCUUGCAAGGCAAGGAGAUCGCUUUAGUGAAAGUUGUUUGGGAAGGUCCUGUUGGUGGUAGUGUGACGUGGGAGCUCGAGAGUAGGAUGAGAGAGUUUUAUCUAGAGCUUUUCUCGUCAGGUAAUUUUCGAGGGCAAAAAUUCAUUAAGUGA